Molecule: messenger RNA, 8534 nt
Organism: Dunckerocampus dactyliophorus (ringed pipefish)
Lineage: Eukaryota; Metazoa; Chordata; Actinopteri; Syngnathiformes; Syngnathidae
Gene: rftn1a
Product: raftlin, lipid raft linker 1a
Exons: 11
Coding region: 226-2190 (654 amino acids)
Source: RefSeq, a predicted model, not a curated record
CAUCACUGGGUGCUCUUAAAAGUCUUUCAAGUGAGUGAAUCGGGAGGAGACCGCCCUUCCUCGCAGAUCUCCACUCCGCUUUGAGUUAGGCAGACGUGCCCGCUGGAAGAGUCUCAUCGACGGUGUCCACGCGUGCCUCACCCCCUCUGACGCGACGAGGAGGCGGCCAAGCGGAGGCUCAGACGCCCGAUAGACUUCGCUCGCUGACAAGCACACGCUCGAGAUAUGGGGUGUAGGCUGCCCAAGUUGCGCAAAGGCGAAGAGACGCAAAGCCCAGGCAACAUCUACUCCACCUUGCGAAGGCCUCAGGUAGAGACCAAAGUGGGAGUGUCCUACACAUACCACUUCCUGGAUUUCCUGUUGGGAAAAGAAGAGGUGCCAGUGUCAUCCGUGCUGUGCCUGUCUUCAGUCAGAGAACUACCUGUCCAGGUGAGGGAGCUCUAUGCGCAGGGCUUCGUCCUGGUUGCCGUCCAUCCCUUUGUGCAUCCCUGCGGCCCCCGUCAUGCCCACAUCCAGCGGCAGCUCCACCGAGCCGUGCUGGUUCGAGAAACACCGAGUUGGGACAAAAGCCAGGAGAGGAGAUGGUGGCGACGUGGUCUGGAGACGGACGUGUGCGCGGCCGGUCAUCAGGCUGCUGACCCGGAGGUGAUUCAGAGCUAUGUCAAGAGGAUCCAGGAUGUAGCCGAGCAAGGCGUGAUGUUCGUGGGCUUCCUCCAGCAGCCAGGAGGGGCGCCCUGCUUCUUGGCCAACUGGGACCCCGACGAGCUGUCCUCCUUGCACUCCAGCCCCUCCCCCAUACACCGACACACCCUCAUCAGCGCCAACGCCAGUCCGACGGAUCCCGCAGAGCCGCGCCGUGAUGACACGGAGCGAGGCGGCCUCCCCUUUGAGCCUGGAGAGCUGGCUCAUGAAAGUGGAGAUCAUAAUACACGGGAUCACAAGCCCAUACUGGCCCUCACCGGCCAGCCUUCAGAAGUCCACCCAGAGGGAUCUAACGAGUGCAUUCAGGGUGUACACAUCCCCCUCGAAGAGUCACUUGAAACAAUACAGCAACCUCUCGGUCACACAGUCCAGCCAUGUGAAUGUCAAACCCCACUGGAGACCCAAGAGAGGCAGCCGAGUCCUGGUAUGAACACCCAGGAGGAGCAUAAACCCCCAGAAGAAUCCCCAGAGAAUCAUUCCAGACUUCCUAACGUACGUGAAAGGAAAGAUUCAGCCUUGGAGUCUACCAAGAACAACAACCACAUCUACCUGAAAACACCAGAAACCAAGAAGAGCGAGCCUUCGGCACCAGCACAGGCCCGACUGCAGCUGUUUGCGCUGUACAACUCCACGGGGGAGAUGAACACCUCUUUAAGGUUCUACUCACUCAGGGUGCCCUUACGGGUGCACAAGGAGGCGGGGCUCGUGACGGACAUUGACGGCGACUGGCUGGACCACAUGACGCAGCAUUUCACCAACGGAGCGCAACUCGUCGACGGCUUUUUUCACCUCGGAGAGGAUAACGUCCCUCCGGAUAAUGGGGUCUCAUCGGUAGACAGCGUGUUCAUCUUCCACAACUCCACGGAGGAGACCACCAGCACCUCCUACGACGCCAUCGUGGUCGAGCAGUGGACCGUCGUCGACGGGGUGGUGGUGAAGGCGGACUACGUUCCGCUGCUGCAGUCUCUGGCGCCAUACGGAUGGAGGCUCAUGUGCGUGUUGCCCACGCCCAUUGUCAAGACCAACAGCGACGGGAGUUUGUCGACUAAGCAAAUCCUCUUCCUUCAGAGGCCCGUUUUGCAGCGCAAGAGGAAAGACUUCAAGAUGCUGAACCUCCGAGGUCGCCACAAGGCAAAAAAACACUCAUGUGGAGAGAUGCUGGAGGAGGGAGAGGACAGGUCCCUCGUCAUGGAGACGGAGAUGGACAAGCUGAGGCGCACGCGGGAGGACGAGACGGACGGGAGGAAGAGAUGGAGCGAGGAGGCCCAAGAGGACGCCCGUCAAAGGGACCUCUCGUUCCUCUCGGGCAGCUCGGCGUCCCUUCAAGACCAGGAAGAGGAGACGGACAUUGACAGUUUUCUCACAUCCAAGGGGGAGAAGACUGUGAAAUGGACGGACGUGUGUCACACAGACGGCCGGAGAGGCGUCAAAGAGGAGGUAAAGAUGGAAGAGCGCAUCAAACAUCAGCUCUUUUCUGGCGUCUGUUGACAUAGCGGGCCUUAAAUGUUAAUAUUUCACUUCAUUAGGUACACCUGCACAAUCUACCGAGCUUCAGUACCAAAAUAAUCUGCUUUAAAACUCACUUAAAAAAAAAAAAAAACUUGUAUAAUGAUGUGGAGUGCAUGAGAAAGUGUAAAGGAAAACAUCUCUUUCACCACAUGGUCCUGUAUUUGCAAGUAUAGGACACAACACAAGCAACAACAAAACCAAUGUUGUAAUACGAGUAGGAAGCAAACUGCAUUCAUACUGUAACUGACAUUUCAAAGCACAUGCAGAGGCAGGUAAAGCCGCUGGAUGCCGACCACUCAUGCUGCUACAAAUGCGGCUACUGCCAUAUUGUGGAGGUUGCCUACAGCCAAAGCUGUUCAUGCCAGUAUUUCUGACCCUGGCGUUUUUUUUGCUUUUGUAGACCUGGACACCUGGCAACAAUAGGAGACUUGAAUGAACUGACUAAGGCGCUAAUUAGAAAAUGAUGGUGAUUUAAAACAAGGUAACAUGAUUGUUGUAUUUCACUUCAAUAGGUUUGACACACUCAAUUAGCAUUAUAAACACGCAGUACGAGUCAGAAAUGAGCAUAUUUUUAUUUCAUACCACACGGCGCAUGUUAUCUUUACAAAGGCAGACUCAUUGAUACAGCUCUUGUAUUGGACCUUAUUCUGCAGGUGUACCUAAUGUCGUGACCACAGAUCCAAAAGGGAGUUUAGAUGACCCCCUUUAAAGUCUAAACUGGUGUAAAUGUGCGUUUUGCUGCUUUGGGUCGGUGUUGCUAAUAUGAACAGUGUUGUUAUAUAAUAUGAAAUUAGAGGGCACAAGUCAAGUUAGAGUGAACUUAUUGGUCCACAAUAAAAGUUAUGUUGCCUUUUUUAUAUGACUGUUAUACAUGGACUUACUGCUUUAUGUAAAUGAAGACUUUUUAAAGGUCAGUCUACCCAAAUGUUACAAGAAAAAAGUAUUUUAUGGUCGAGUCAGUGUGUUGAACUAUCUUCCAUCCCGGUUUAGGGGAUUGUAUUAGUUUCCUAAGUCUUAAGACAUGACAGCUAUUAGGAGAAGUGCUGCCGAACAUCAAGUAAUAGAAUUUAGCUUGCCAAAGAAAGUCCUUAAUAACACAGAGGCUUGAUUUCGAAAGAAACUAUUACAGCAGCUGUUGGAUGUCUAAUGGUAUUUGUGAAAAUCAGAUAUUUAGGUACCACCAGGUAAGGAAAUGUACCGAUUCAGCACUUAUGAGGUCUAAUAUAGCAAUGCUCAGUUUAAUGUUACAUGUUUAUUGUUAUUGCUUUUGUGGACCCAGUGUGGCAGGCGAGUGUAUUUGGGUAAAUUGACUAAGAUAAGAGAUUGUGUACAGAACUAUUUAUUUCCUUCACUUCAUGUGUUAUGUGUAACCUGUAUUUACAUAAAAACUGAGGUAAAUGAAGCAUUUCACGCAGCUUCUUCAAUCUCAUUUAUUUCCUGCGAUCAUCACAGCGUAGAACAUUUCCCCUCAUGGAAACAACUCAAAUGAAUCGACAAUGGCACCCCCGCUGAGAGACGCCCACAAGAAGCUCGCGACCGUCUCCACGGGAUGUUUUUUAAGGAUGCCGACCAAUCAGAGGCCACCUGGAGGCUCCAUUACAGUACGCUGUUGCUUUUUCCAUUCAGCCAUGUGAUACUGCUUAGGAGUCAAAACACAGAAAAUUAGCCAAUUUGUACUGCACUAAUUCAGGGAGUUAAAUGUAGAUAAAGCACUGUAAAGCAAUUCAACAUUUGUAAUGAGCAGAUAAUUUGCUAGAAGAGAAAUGAGUCACUCAAAUGAAAAAAUAACUACAGUCUUAGUGUAGAUUUGGAGAAAGGCGUUAAGAUGGAAAUGGUAACUUCCAGGGCUUUAAGAAGUGUCUGCAUAGGAGUACUCAUGCAUACGUUCUUCUAAAUUGAUAAAUAUCAGAUAUGUUGUGCGCAGUGACUAAACAAUGUCGUCUUUCAAGUUCAAAUGAAUUCAAUGUUCUGUCAUCUCCUGUGGAUCAUGCGCCGAGUCCACACACAUGGAAUUUUCAAGUGUUUUUCCUCUCACACAAACGCCUCAUCCUUGUUAAAAAAAAAAAAAAAAGGCAAAAAAAGGGAGCAAGAUCCUGGUGAACGACUGUGUGGGGUUGUGGGAGUUGUAGUAGCAGCUACCACCACUUCUCAAAGACAAUUCUGUCCUGUGGCAAUCCCAGGUCCGUAAGGGUUUUGGAAAUUGCCUCAAUCAUGGGUGGAGGUCCACAUAGGUAACAUAAAGUCCUCUGUGGGUCCACAUGAGAUCGCAGCUCCUCCUCGGUGAUUCGCCGCCCUGUGGGGAAAAAAGUCCCUUGAUAAGAAAAGACAAGCUUGUUUGACCAAAAUAAUACGAUACACUCUUGGGAGUGGAAGUGGCGAGUUCACAAAUCAACACAACCCUUGUCUAAAGUGGAUGUUAUGUUGACCAAACAAUUUCCCCAUGUCCUAUCGUGACUUGAGUGCCUGGUCUUUCAAGCAAAUAACUGCCAGGGUCUAAUUAGUUCUGGGUCAAAAAUAAUAGGCAUCAACAGCUGUGGCUGUAGGCGACCUCCCGAUGUAUUUUUACGACCGGCACAAGAAGAAGGUAGCAGCAUUUUAAGUGUCAUGAGUAGUCAGCUUCCAGCCACUUUAUCUGCCUCUGCAUGCGCGUUACAAUGUUGGUUGCGAUACUCAGUAACUCAUCACUGGUAUUAUACAACUUUGGUUCUGUUGCUGCUGUGUUGUGCAAUACACUUGUUAAUAAAUGACCAUGUGGUCAAAGAGCGCUAUGUUUUCCUUUCCUCUCAUGCACAAAUCAUGACUAGUUGUAUUAAGGGUACACACACGACAGUACUUACGGUUGACAAGAGACUGGAGAUGUAGCUCAACAUCGGUGCUCUGCUGGGUCACGUGGAAGUCACAUGACAACUUAUCAGGAAACUCCCUGCACACCUGCAGGAUGGAAUUCUUGGCAAGAAAACGGAGCACACCUUGAAGAGAAGCUCCUGCGUUGUCUUGGCGCUGUAGCAAAGGUGUGCUGAGCCAAUGUUGUAUACCCGCCCGCCGGGGGCGCGGCUGAGUUCCAGCAAAUCCGCCGCAUGCGCCAAAAUGGAGUAUAGUGGGUUGAUGCCCACGCCGCCGGCGACCAGCAGAAGAUUCACGGCGGGGUCUGAAGGUGAGGGGUCAAAGUAGAAGUCACCACCGACGCGCAUUGUCACCUGAGAGCCAAGAGUACACUGAAGGAGGAGUGAAAUGACUGUUUUAAUAUAUAGACAGAGCUAAUGCAGGGAGACAAAUAUUUGACCUUUUCGCCUUAAGAUAUGAUAACAAAAGCACAUUAUUAUGAAGCUAAGAUCACAGCAAGCUUCUAUAUGAGGAAGCGUGCACACCUGCAGGUAUGCCAGCCCACAACUGGCAGGAAGCCUUUUGAAGUCAAUAAGUAGUAAAUACACUUUCAUGCACAUCUGAGCCAGAGUGAACACACAAAAACACUCCCACUCGUAAACUGCCAGCACCGUCCCCACACUGUUCACGCUCACCGAGAGGAAAGCAGAAUCAAACAAACAAACAAAAAAAAGAUCAUCAAACGAGUCCAGAGUGUCUCCACACACUACUAUCCUUUAUUCUUACACACACACACACACACACACACACACACACACACACACACACACACACACACACACACACACACACAGCAGAGGUGUUCCAUGUACUUUAUUGUGGCUGCUUGGGAGUAAGAUAUUACUAAAGUAACAAUUACAUUAUCAGUUGCUUUUAACUGAAACAUUUUAACCUUUUCUCCAGACAUGUCCUUUAUUUGGGCCAACAAAAAGUGCCCCGUGUGGAUUUUCAGAUCCAGGUUAACUCGGUCGGUACAUAUUACUCCUGUCGCUGUGACUCAAGGACUCGCCUUCCUGUGCUGUCGUUGGCUACCUUGUCAGUGUCUGUUGAUGUACCAGUGGACAAUGUAGACAUCAGUCAUUACAGACCCUCCAGGAUUUCGCGAUGUUGCGAGUGUCGACCAAUCUUCGUGAAUUAUGUACACUCUCGCACCUUCUGCCCGAAACUUUCCCGCACAAUCAUAGUCAUCGCAUGUGUGCCUGAGCAGCACGCAGACGCACACGUCAACUGUCAACUGUGUCCCUGCAUCGCCCACCGACGUCCUCACUUCCUUGUUUACGUUGACAGAGAUGAUAAUCUCUCAUCCUCUCUUAUUUGCCAACAAAAAUAACCGCUACAGACGGCGCUCAACAGUUCCACAAUACUUUAUGUUGCAAUGUGUUGCAACAUAAAGACAAGCACUUUUCAACUGCAAAAGAUGCACGGAGAAUGUCUGCAAUUUAGAUGACGGAGCAGACAACAAACAGUACGGGAGCUUUGGUGGGGUUUGUUUUGCAAACUAUGUACACGUGUGUGUGAGCUGGUCACAUGUGUAAAGCUGCUUGAAGUAAAAAUCACUUUCAAAAGCAGCAAAACCCCAGCUUUGUUCCACAUGUUGCCAUGUCAACUUACGUUUUUUUGUCUGUACAGUUAAUGCUUUAUGCAGGUGGCAGGUUGACCUCGGAAUAGGUUAUUAGAAUGGGAUUUUUUCCCCAAAAAUCUCAGGUGACCAGCAUCCUGAAUAAGUGUGUGUGCCCUGAGAGGUUCCCCUGUAUCUCCAACCUAAAGCUGUCAAGAUCACAGCCGUACAUACGGUUGAGUUCCUCAAUCCCCUUUCAAUUGAUUUAUUUCCACUUGUUGGUUUUGAAAGAUAAAACAAUGAAACAAGCUUGAGGUUGAGGUAGUCUGUGGUCACCUCUCAGCUGGUGACACUUCUAGGAAUCAUCGUCAGGUAAAGGCAGGACUACGAAUGAAUCAAUGACAGCUUACUCACCGCGGUGUGAACCCACUGUGCUGGCGGGUGUUUGGAGUGUUUGACCGCCAACUCCACCACCCCCUCCCUCUGCAGCAGACCUGGGCUGGAGCACAUGGAGAAACCUCCCACCUUCUCCACUCCGGGGAUGAACAAAUCCACCCUGCAAACAAAGCCGGAUCAUCACUUUUGAUUUCCGUUAAAGCUUGGGAAGUUUCCCACUCAUCUCUCCCCCUCGCGGAAACACUUCACAAUAGCUGAACGAGAGAAAGCCUGACAGAACAAAGCUUGACCAGAGGGUAUGGACAUGCUGAGCUGAAGGUCAAUGUGGGAUUGUGUGUAGAGAUGCAACCUUUGACCUCAGCCAGGAUAGCUGUUCUAGAAAGGAGCGGGAACAAAACCAAACCAGAGAAAAAGUUACACUACGCUCAUUCAGGAAGCAGCGCACCAGUCUUAACAGUCUAUCCUUCAGCACGUGACCCGGAGAGGACAACAAUGACUCAGCUGUUGUUCCUCCCAAACAAUGAGCGUCUGUUUAACCAGGGAGAGAGAAUGACUCCACAACCUUCAGCAUCAUGAAUAUGGAUGUGCUGUGAAGACGACGCGUAUGUUCCACCCACAACCCUCCUCUUUCUUUCUUCUCUUCCUCUUCUACCACCUAGAGACGAACAACUUAACAGCCCUUUUUCUCUCAAACACUCAAACUCAAGGAUUUCCAUGUAUUUACAUUCAUUAUCAGGCGCUGCGGGGAAACUGGCUGACGGGUUUUUAUAUCUCGCCACCGCCCACCUACAGUAUGCGCUCUCAUGUGCGUGUUCUGCUCAUUAACAUUGGCAGCGCUGACUGACAGACGCACACCCCCGUGAAGCCAGAACUUGUUUAUUUUAACUAAUUUAUUAUUAAUCGCUAUGAGUCCUGUAUAUGAAGUGUGCAGCAUUUAACACAGGCUUUCAAUCAUUAUCUUGACAUAAAUGCCCAUCCCCUGAUGGAUUCAUGACGUAUACAUAUUUAAGUAUCUAAAUGUAUAAACUAAGAACUUUGCAGCAUCUCUUCACAACUGUUUCCAACACAGAUUACUAACCUUAUUUCACCUCUCCUGUAAACCUUACAACUGUGCCACGGGGUAUGCGCUGGCAAAUGAAACACCGCCCCCACCUGGCGUACAAAGGCACUGCAACGUUUGUCAACGACCAGCUCCAUAGGAAGCUACUUUUUCAGUUCAUUUGGAUUUGCCGCAACAGGAAAACAGCCAAGCAACCAUUUGCGUUUAAUGGUGCACUCACCACUGUCCCGCCUUGAAGUUGAAGUCCGGAUGGACGGCUAUCCUGAGACGUUUUACCGUCUCGGACUCGUUGAUGAUGCCACACACUUGAGCAGGAUACAGAGCCUGUGUUUGGUUGAGGGUUUAAGGAUUUGACAUGCAAGGUAUAAUGGACUAAAAACAAAAAUCAUCUUACACUUUGUCUUUGGUUGUGUGCCGUCCUCUCUA